UCAGUCAUGAGCGAGAAGGCAGUACCAAGUUAUGUCAGGAGCCUUGUGGCUUAUUUCAUGCGCUGAUAAUACCCUACGCGGCCUACCCGGCUUACACAAAACAGCUUGGUAACGUCCAUACCCGUUCCGAUCCAGUGAGGAAAAAUCCAUAGGGUACAAAAGGCUAUCAAAGGGAUCUGAAAAAAAUCAAUGAGGCCCCUAGCCACCCAGUAACUGGGCGAUUUGUCCAUUUGUUAGUGGGACAGUGUUGAGAAAGCUUGGCCUGUGCUGGGCGACUCUGUCUUCACAACUCGGGUAGCUUUCAGACACGGAUUUAAUCAAAGGCAGGGGACGUUCCAUGGUUUACUGAAGAACAUUAAAACUACGACUCCAGGAUACCUUGAGAUAUUGGAUUAACUGGAUUCAAACCGUUGAUGGGUUCUCAGGGGUCAGAACCGGGAUAGACUGGAGAUAGAUGUGUCUAGUGGUGACUUUGUGGAGUGUCGUAGGCACAUAGUUCGCAGUGCAUGAACUUGUAACCACGGACUGUUAAUGAUAGAAGGAGCUUCAGGAUCUGGAUACUUACAUUGAAACAGAGAUGCUGAACACCUUCAUCACUCGACAGGUGUAACAGUGUCCUGGGACUCACAGAGGUGGCGGAAUGAGUGGUAUCACCCUACCCCCCAUCCCCGGGGCUGUCCCGGCCCCCCUGGCAGGGGAAUCCCGACCCAGCAGUCGGAGCAGCACGUGCAGCACCUCCAUGACCAUCGUCCCCCACGUGUACUUCACAGACCACUGUGUUUUUAAGACCCCUCGUUCCAACGGCAUCCCCAGAGCGUACGGGAAACUCCCCUCCCUCCGAAAGAACGGGAAAAGGGGACACAGUCGACAAUCAUCAGAUGUGAGUGCCCGAUAUUCCGCGAAGUAUCGACAGACCCCUCGCUCCGGUUCAGUAGUCAGUGCCAAUUCUCCAUAUUUACCUCAGAGCACAUCUGAAGAGUGCCUGAAAUGCCUACUUAGAGUCCCACACAAGAAAUGCGAAUCGCACAAGUACAUCAGGGUAGGCGGAGGAUAUCGUCAUGGUUACUGGUAUAUCAAAUGCCUCCUGGAAGAACUGGAGAUGCAGAGACAGCGUGAGAUGCUGAGACAACAACGACUUGAGGCCAUCAAAGAAAGCAAUGUGAAGGCGAUCAAGACAUACAUCCGCACAAAGAGUGGACGGUUGGUCGAGCGCAUCGUGUUCCUGAACGAGGAGGACUACGAGGCUUUCAAACAGGGCAAGAAUGUACAGGACAUCCUCAAGCGAUACCUCAACAAAGAUGAGGCUGCAGGACUGGAGUCUUGGGACAAGGAUGAGGUGAAGGCCAUAAAGACAUUAGUGAGAACCAAGAGUGGACGUCUAAUAGAAAAGCUUGUGUACGUGUCGAAGCAGGACUACGAGGACAUCAAGGCAGGGAGGGUAGACGCCAAGAAUGUCCUCAAGAAGUACGUGAAGACAGAGGACGGCGAGCAGAUUGAAGGAUGGGGAGAAGCCAAGAUGAAGACAAUCAAGACGUAUGUGAGGACAAAGAGUGGUAGGUUGAUUGAGAAGGUGAUUAUGAUAUCACAGGACGAUUAUGACGCUAUGAUAAGGGAUGGGAAGGAUCCUAGUGAGAUCAUUAAGCAGUAUCUUCCACUGGAGGAGGGACAGACGCUGGAGUCCUGGCAGAGCGCGGAGCCCAUGAAAGCUAUUAAGACAAAGGUGCGGACCAAGAGUGGUCGUAUCAUUGAGAAGACCAUCUACGUGAGCGCCGAUGACUACGAGAAGAUGAUGAAGGGAGGCGGAGAUCCGGCCGACAUUUUGAAGAAGUACCUCAAUCCCAAUGACGGAGACACUAUAGAGUCGUGGGAGAAGGCCCCUGACGGGCAGCCCAUGAAGGUGGUGAAGACGUACAUCAGGACGAAGAGCGGUCGGCUGAUUGAGAAGCAGGUCCUCCUGACAGAGGAUGAGUUCCGGGCGUUCCAGGAGUCCGGGGGAGACCCAGAGUUCCUCAAGAAGUUCAUCAAGUUAGAGAAGGGGGAGAUCAUCGAAGACUGGGAGAAGGCAUCCACUGUGUACUCGGCAACGGAUGACCCUGAAGUCCAGGCUGCAAAACCCGGAACCCGCAUAGUCGGUAAAGAUGGCGCCGUCUAUGAGGUCGUCGUCGACCCCGUUACGGGGAAGAAGUACAGGAAAAAAAUUGGUCAACAGGAAUCAGACGUCGACAGCGGCAUCGCAUCCAUGUCUCGGGGUAAAGGGGGGAAGCGACGGGGCGGUAAGGGAGGGGGGAUUGAUGAAGAGGAGACGCCGCAGGAACGACACAGACGGAAACAGGGGAAGAGGGACGCUGAUAGCGACAGCGACUACAGUUACAAAAGUCACCGUAGCGCCGGCGGCACACGUCACGUCAGACGACGACGGAAAAGGGCGGAUGGCACCUACAGCGAUGCUGAAUCGUACCACAGCAGCCAGGAUGAAGAUGGCCAAGCUCGGCGACGACGUCGACGACGAGAGAGGAAACACGGUUCAGACAGCGCUCACAGUUACUGCAGUGUGGUCAGUGCUGGGGGUACACGUCACGUCAAACGACGUCGAAAACGCGCCGACGGGACGUACAGCGCUAGUGAGUCCUACCACAGUUCUGACAGUGAUAAACCCGGAGGAGGAAGAGCGAAGAACCGGAAGAAAAAGAAGAAGGAACGGCGUGAACAUGGCAGCGACAGCGACCACAGCUACUACAGCGACGUUAGUGCCGGCGGCACGCAUCAUAGGAAGAGGAGACAGAGAAUCCGAGACAAGCAUGGAAACGUCAUCGGCCAUGGCAACGUUGAGGACUACACCAGUCCUGAAAAUUCCGACGAUGAAAGUGUGUACACCACGGUGUCGGAUGGGAAAGGUGGGAAGGUCCGAGUGAAGAAGCAGAAACCAGGAAAAGCUGGUAAAGGUGGGAAGGCUGGGAAAAAGGGCACGAAGAAGGGCCGGAACUACACCGGCGUCUUCAGCGACGAAUCAAGCGACGAUGAUGACGUUGAUUUGGAGAAUAUGACAGAGGAAGAGAAGAAGAAAUAUUUCGCAGAGAAGGCUAAGAGGAAGGAGGCACGAGAGAAGAGAAGGAGGGAGAAAUAUGGCGACAAAUAUGACGAAAUGGUCGCCAAACAUGAAAAACUGAAGAAAGAGUGGAGAAAACCGGUCUUCAGCGACGAAUCUAGCGACGAUGACGACGUUGAUUUGGAAAAUAUGACAGAGGAAGAGAAGAAGAAAUAUUUCGCAGAGAAGGCUAAGAGGAAGGAGGCACGAGAGAAGAGAAGGAGGGAGAAAUAUGGCGACAAAUAUGACGAAAUGAUGGCAGAACAUGACAAACGUAAAAAAGAUAAGCGACGUGAGGAACGUCGUCGCCUUGGCCUCGACAGCGCCUCCUCGUCUGAGUACGACGAACUCGGCAACAAGAAACCCAAAACCAAAGGGGCUAGGAAGGAUGGUCUCGUUGGUGAAGAUUCUGGUCUUGGUCCAGAUGGGAGGAAGAAAGGACGCAGGAAUCGUGAUGGCAACGAAGGUGAUGACGAAAGUGAUGACAAUUAUGACUUGAGCGGCCGGAGGAAGAAGAAAGGAGGCCACAGACCAGGGUCUGGAGAUGGUUAUGAAUAUAAAUACGAUGACAAGGGAAGAAUCAUCUCCAAGAAACGAAUUAAAAAGGAUGGGGAGAGCAGCGGCUCCGAAUAUGAGUAUGAAUAUGACGCCGACGGAAAGGUCAAAGCUGUCAAGAAGAAACGAAAAGGAAGUGCGGAGUCGGACGGGGAUUACUUCGAGGUGGAUGAGAAGGGGCAGAUUAAACUGAAGGAGGGAAAGAAGAAGAUUGACCUCAGUAAACUGACCGCAGAUGACCUCCGGAAGCUCGGCAUUGACCCCAACCUCUCCAAACAUGAGAUUGCCCGACUCCUGAAGGAGAAAUUUGGUGGUGCGAUCCAAAUUGUGGACAAGAAGAAAACGAUUGGCACAAAGAAGCUUGAUGAAUACGACAGUGACGUCAAAACUGACGACCUCGCCAACGACAGUGACUUGGAUAUUUCAACUCUGCGCGGUCCCCGGCGUGUGAACGUGUUGAUGAGGAGAGGUGGACAGGCCAUCCUUGACCACAUCAAGAAGGUGAUGGACCAGUCCAACCUCGGAGAGGACUACGCAAAAGACCUGGACGAGAAGGGUGACAUUGACUUCCUGUCCCACUACCGCCUGGUCGACCCCAAGAAGUUGGAUGCGUACGCCAAAUGUUUUGCGGUCGAGGACGAGGAUUACGAUACAGUCAUUAACGCAGGGGAGACACGGAUCGCUCUUGACGGCGUCCCUACCAUCCAGCAGAUGACGGCAAAACAGAUGGAAUACGUCCUGAAGGUGUUGAAGAUCGAUGACGCCAGCCAGAUCACCUUCAGGAUGUUUUCCGUCAUCUCAGCUCUGUCGGAAAGGGUCACACAGAUGGACCCCGUUUCAAAGCAUCUGAUUGAGAUCUGUGACCUCCUGGACAUUCAGCGCAAGAUGAACCUUUACAAAGCCAUGUUCUACUGCAACGUCAACUCCGACAGAGACUCUAACUUCAUCAAGGCAGACUCCCUGCGUAUAGAACUCAUCGCCGGCGGCCUGAACUGGAAACAACAACAGUACAUCAUGGAGAGACUACAACCCAACUACUUCAACGAGAUAUCCUUCCUCGACUAUAUAUGCUACAUCCCGCUCUUCCUCUCCAUGCACGACAACAUCAUCGACAAUCCCUUGGACAUGUCCGACGACAAGUACGACUCCAUGCUCCGCAAGCCAUCAGGAGGUCACCGCCAGAGGGACAUCAACCCUCUUGGUCAGCCACUGGACAAGAAGUCUUCCUAUCAGAUGCGACAGCAGGCGCUGGAUCUACUUGAAGGUCGCAUAAACAUCGACGACGUAAAGAAGGAAGAUAGAGAGCUGCUGCAGAAAUACACCACAUUACCCAAGAUACUGGAGUCCGCUCCUUCAACGCCGAGGUCGACAUCAAGUCUCGGAUGAUGCGCGUCAUUGAUUCAAUUAGACCGAUAAAACCAACACGUGAAUGUUAAAUAACCUGAAGAAAAAAAGAAGCAAGAUAAUCGAAAAUGAUAAACAGGCAUUUUUGCGAAUGCAAUUCUAUUGAGAACGCAUUUUUAAUCAUCGGCAUUUGAAGAUUAAGGUUGCCAAAAAACAAUCUCUAAUUUCCCGAGAGCAGAUUCAUUUGAAAUUAACAAUCUACAUUGCUACACAGAGAACCCUCAAAAUUUCGUACACGGUUAGUCCGGAAACCUCACAAUUCCGGACAUUCUACGAAUUCCUAACAAUUAAUAUUGGGAAAUUCUACGUAUAGAGAAUCCCACCAGAGUGUCGUUUGAUAUCAAAUAUAUCAACACGAGACGAUAAAAUGUUAAAACUCCGAAGCUUGCCAAAACCAUUCUUCCAACCUUUUCAGUUUGUAAACAGUAAUAACCAGUGUCUUGAGUGUAACAAGUAAAGUCAACCAUCUUGGCAGAGGUGAAUGAUGCUACUUGAUAGUUACAUGAUGGUAACCCAUGACGUCACAAUAGUAUGCAAAGCAGUGUGAUGCAACGCAUUGUAAGGAAAUCUCCUAAGAGCUAUCGCCUGAUCCCACUAUAACGAUAUCUCCCGUGGACGCCAGCUUGGGAUGAUAUGAUAUGACAUUGCUACCAACGAUUCAGUUAUUCUGAUUUUUAUCAUUCCUGGGGAUUUCACUAAGAACGAUACUGUCCUGAUAAACGGGGUUUCUCUUUACUCCCUAAGUUUGAUUUUGACCUCUCACGAAUAUAUUCAGUAAGGGGUGUUUACGUACGUGUAUUAUGUUUCCUAACAGUUAUUAGUUUUGUACAUACAUUCUAAAAUGUCUAAUUUAUUUUACUAUUAUCAAAUGCGUGAAACUGUAUAAAAUGGUGCUAAUACUUUGCCACUAGACAACACAAACGUGUUGAAUCUGAAUUCUAUAUAUUCUUGUGUGAGUAAGAUAUUGUCGUAUCAUAUAGUGAACUUCGGUUUCAGACCUGUGUGGAAUAACUGACCUAUAGUUUGCUAUGCAUAUUAAAGUGCUCCUUCGUAUCUCUGAAAACAUAAUUCGUGUUUAAAUGGACAAAAAUAUCAAUGCGUGUAGAAGUUAUUAGUGUAAAGGUCUUAAGCAAAAUGAGAGCAAGGACGUCUUCAUACUUCUCGUUAAGAAAUUAAUCACUGAAUACAAUCUAUGCACUUUCUUAUUAUUACGCUGUUCAAGGCUGUAUAGGUCAAUCUUCUCUGUUUUUAUUACGUUCGCAGUCUACCAUAUACAUAUAAUGUAUACACACUGUGGCUGAAUGUCUGCUUUGACCUUUCUGAUCAAUUGGUUUCAGAAUUGUUCUCAUAAAGCCAAAGUUAUGAAACUAUCACGUUCUUCCAAAGAGCUUUCCUAACGCCAAGCGGUAAUGUGAAUUUUACCGAUCAAUUGAUUGACGAAUGUAUGUUUUUCGUUGUGGUUCUUUGAACAGGAAGACAAACGGUACUUCGCUGCUGUUUUAUUUUUCCUAUUAAAUGUUUUAAACACCCCACAGGAAGAAAAUAAAAACAUAUUUCAUUGAUGGGUAUAUGAUUCCAUAUACCAGGUAAUAUAAAAUACCUCGGUUGUGUUUGUUAAUUGGCAGCAGAUAGAUCUGUUGUGUGUUUGUUUUAAAUACUGUUACCCUUCAUAUAUCCAUUCAACUAAUGCACUGAGGUGGCAGCGUCGUCACGUAUAGUAACUAAUCUCCAAGCUACAGCUGUGAUAGCAAGUUAACAACACCCAGUUAGAUAGUUAUCCGUCCAGUUCCAAUGUGCCAAUAUUUGUUUUUGUUUUUUCAUAAUGUUUGAAAGCGUGAUUUGAAUAAACAUCAGUAACUCAA
Messenger RNA from Haliotis rufescens (red abalone), 6906 nucleotides. RefSeq lists its product as uncharacterized. The record is from RefSeq and is a predicted model, not a curated record. NCBI's taxonomy places the organism in Eukaryota, Metazoa, Mollusca, Gastropoda, Lepetellida, Haliotidae. The transcript has 29 exons. Bases 641 to 5026 code for a protein of 1461 amino acids.